Molecule: messenger RNA, 9000 nt
Organism: Serinus canaria (Common canary)
Lineage: Eukaryota; Metazoa; Chordata; Aves; Passeriformes; Fringillidae
Gene: PTPRT
Product: protein tyrosine phosphatase receptor type T
Exons: 32
Coding region: 49-4389 (1446 amino acids)
Biological process (GO): protein dephosphorylation
Cellular component (GO): membrane
Molecular function (GO): protein tyrosine phosphatase activity; protein binding
Source: RefSeq, a predicted model, not a curated record
GGCAGCGGCUCCGCGGCAGCGGGGAGGGCAGGUGAACUCCGGGGAAGGAUGACCGGCGUGGCCGCGAUCGUAUUUUUCUUGCAGCUCUUGCUCAGGGCGGACGGACAGGUCUUCCCAGGUGGUUGUUCAUUUGAUGAGCACUACAGUAACUGUGGCUAUAGCGUCGCCUUGGGAACCAAUGGAUUUACCUGGGAGCAGAUCAACACCUGGGAAAAGCCAACAAUGGAUCCUGCUGUCCCAACUGGCUCCUUCAUGAUGGUGAACAGCUCUGGGAGAGCAUCAGGGCAGAAAGCUCACCUGCUGCUGCCCACUCUGAAGGAGAAUGACACCCACUGCAUCGACUUCCACUAUUACCUGUCCAGCCGCGACCGCUCCAGCCCCGGCUCCCUCAACGUCUACGUCAAGGUCAACGGGGGCCCCCAGGGCAACCCCAUCUGGAACGUGUCAGGAGUGGUGACUGAAGGCUGGGUGAAGGCAGAGCUGGCCAUCAGCACCUUCUGGCCACAUUUCUAUCAGGUGAUAUUUGAAUCUGUCUCUUUGAAAGGACACCCUGGCUACAUAGCUGUGGAUGAAGUCAGAGUCCUCGCCCAUCCCUGCAGAAAAGCCCCCCAUUUCCUGCGGCUGCAGAACGUGGAGGUGAACGUGGGGCAGAACGCCACCUUCCAGUGCAUCGCCGGGGGCAAGUGGUCACAGCACGACAAGCUCUGGCUCCAGCAGUGGAACGGGAGGGACACGGCCCUGAUGGUCACUCGAGUGGUCAACCACAGGCGUUUCUCAGCCACGGUCAGCGUGGCCGACACGUCGCAGCGCAGCGUCAGCAAGUACCGCUGCGUCAUCCGCUCCGACGGCGGCUCCGGCGUCUCCAACUACGCCGAGCUCAUCGUCAAAGAGCCUCCCACCCCGAUCGCGCCGCCGGAGCUGCUGGCCGUGGGAGCCACGUACCUGUGGAUCAAACCCAACGCCAACUCCAUCAUCGGGGACGGGCCCAUCAUCCUCAAGGAGGUGGAGUACAGGACCACCACGGGCAACUGGGCAGAGACCCACAUCGUGGACUCCCCCAACUACAAGCUGUGGCACCUGGACCCCGACGUGGAGUACGAGAUCCGCGUGCUGCUGACGCGCCCCGGGGAAGGGGGCACCGGGCCCCCCGGGCCCCCCCUGACCACCAGGACCAAGUGUGCAGACCCCGUGCACGGGCCGCAGAACGUGGAGGUGGUGGACAUCCGCUCGCGGCAGCUGACGCUGCAGUGGGAGCCCUUCGGCUACGCCGUGACGCGCUGCCACAGCUACAACCUCACCGUGCACUACCAGUACGUCUUCAACCAGCAGAAGUUCGAGGCAGAGGAGCUCAUCCAGACUUCUUCCCACUACACCCUGCGAGGGCUCCGGCCCUUCAUGACCAUCAGGCUGAGGUUGGCCCUCUCCAACCCCGAGGGCAGGAUGGAAAGCGAGGAGCUGGUGGUGCAGACUGAGGAGGACGUUCCUGGACCCGUUCCCUUGGAAUCUAUCCAAGGAGGACCUUUUGAAGAGAAGAUCUACGUUCAGUGGAAGCCUCCAAAUGAGACAAAUGGCAUCAUUACACUCUAUGAGAUCACAUACAAGGCUGUUGGGUCUCUGGAUCCCAGUGCUGACCUGUCCAGCCAGAGAGGGAAAGUCUUCAAGCUGCGGAACGAAACCCAUCACCUCUUUGUGGGGCUGUACCCAGGCACCACCUACUCCUUCACCAUCAAAGCCAGCACAGUCAAGGGCUUUGGGCCACCCAUCACCACCAGGAUUGCCACCAAGAUUUCAGCUCCGUCCAUGCCCGAGUACGACACGGACUCUCCCCUCAAUGAGACUGACACCACCAUCACCGUCAUGCUGAAGCCUGCUCAGUCCCGGGGAGCUCCUGUCAGUGUCUACCAGCUCGUUGUCAAGGAGGAGAAGCUGCAGAAAGCCCGGAGAGCUGCAGACAUCAUCGAGUGCUUCUCUGUGCCAGUGAGCUACAAGAAUGCCUCCAGCCUGGACUCCCCACACUACUUUGCAGCUGAGCUGAAGCCCAUCAACCUUCCUGUCACACAGCCCUUCACCGUGGGCGACAACAAGACCUACAAUGGCUACUGGAAUGCUCCUCUUUCUCCCCUGAAAAGCUACAGCAUAUACUUCCAGGCUCUUAGCAAGGCCAAUGGAGAAACAAAAAUCAACUGUGUCCGGCUGGCAACAAAAGGAGCUUCCACCCAGAAUUCCAAUGCAGUGGAGCCUGAAAAGCAAGUGGACAGCACGGUGAAAAUGGCUGGAGUUAUAGCUGGUCUCCUGAUGUUUGUUAUUAUCCUCUUGGGAGCAAUGCUCACCAUCAAAAGAAGAAGAAAUGCAUAUUCCUACUCCUAUUACUUGAAGCUAGCCAAGAAGCAGAAGGAGACUCAGACCAGCACGCAGAGGGAGAUGGGUCCCGUGGCUACUUCUGACAAGACCUCCACCAAACUCAGUGCUGUUCACAAUGAAGAAGCUUUUUCUUCCAGCUGCCAAGAUGUUAAUGGAUUCAUUUCAUCAGACACCGUCCCAUCGACCACGCUGCUAGACAGCAGCCACGGGGAGCUGGCCCAGCCCACGCUGACCAUCCAGACCCACCCGUACCGCAGCUGCGAGCCCGUGGAGAUGUCCUACCCCCGGGGGCAGUUCCAGCCCGCCAUCCGAGUGGCAGACCUGCUGCAGCACAUCACCCAGAUGAAGAGGGGACAGGGCUAUGGCUUCAAGGAGGAGUAUGAGGCACUCCCCGAGGGGCAGACGGCGUCCUGGGAUACGGCCAAGGAAGACGAGAACCGCAACAAGAACAGAUAUGGGAACAUAAUCUCCUAUGAUCACUCAAGAGUGAGACUGCAGCUGCUGGAUGGGGACCCUCACUCUGACUACAUCAACGCCAACUACAUCGACGGGUACCAUCGGCCUCGCCAUUACAUUGCAACUCAAGGGCCGAUGCAGGAGACAGUGAAGGAUUUCUGGAGAAUGAUUUGGCAAGAAAACUCCGCGAGUGUUGUCAUGGUCACCAACCUGGUGGAAGUGGGCAGGGUGAAGUGUGUUCGAUACUGGCCAGAUGACACAGAAGUCUAUGGAGAUAUUAAAGUCACAUUAAUUGAGACAGAGCCACUGGCAGAGUAUGUCAUACGUACCUUCACUGUCCAAAAGAAAGGCUACCAUGAGAUCCGAGAGAUUCGGCAGUUCCACUUCACCAGCUGGCCGGACCACGGCGUGCCCUGCUACGCCACGGGGCUGCUGGGCUUCGUGCGCCAGGUGAAGUUCCUCAACCCCCCCGAGGCAGGACCCAUCGUGGUGCACUGCAGUGCUGGGGCCGGGAGGACGGGGUGCUUUAUUGCCAUUGACAUCAUGCUGGACAUGGCAGAGAACGAGGGCGUGGUGGAUAUUUUCAACUGCGUGCGAGAGCUGCGCUCCCAAAGGGUCAACUUGGUGCAGACAGAGGAGCAGUAUGUGUUUGUCCAUGAUGCCAUUCUGGAGGCAUGUCUCUGUGGCAACACAGCCAUUCCAGUCUGUGAGUUCAGAUCCAUCUAUUACAACAUCAGCAGACUGGAUCCACAGACCAAUUCCAGCCAGAUAAAAGAUGAGUUUCAGACCCUGAACAUCGUGACGCCGCGGGUGCGGCCGGAGGACUGCAGCAUCGGGCUGCUGCCGCGCAACCACGACAAGAACCGCUGCAUGGACGUGCUGCCCCUGGACCGCUGCCUGCCCUUCCUCAUCUCCGUGGAUGGCGAGUCCAGCAACUACAUCAAUGCUGCACUCAUGGAUAGCCACAAGCAGCCUGCUGCCUUCAUUGUCACCCAGCACCCCUUGCCCAACACCAUCACAGACUUCUGGAGGCUGGUGUUCGACUACAACUGCUCCUCUGUGGUGAUGCUCAACGAGAUGGAUGCAGCACAGCUCUGCAUGCAGUACUGGCCAGAGAAGACGUCCUGUUGUUAUGGCCCAAUCCAGGUGGAGUUUGUUUCAGCAGACAUUGAUGAAGAUAUCAUCAACAGGAUAUUCCGGAUUUGCAACAUGGCCAGGCCGCAGGACGGGUACCGCAUCGUGCAGCACCUGCAGUACAUCGGCUGGCCGGCCUACAGGGACACCCCUCCCUCCAAGCGCUCCCUGCUCAAGGUGGUCAGGAGGCUGGAGAAGUGGCAGGAGCAGUACGACGGCCGAGACGGGCGCACCGUGGUCCACUGCCUGAACGGCGGCGGUCGCAGCGGCACCUUCUGUGCCAUCUGCAGCGUGUGCGAAAUGAUCCAGCAGCAGAACAUCAUCGACGUGUUCCACAUAGUGAAAACGCUACGGAACAACAAAUCCAACAUGGUGGAGUCGCUGGAACAGUAUAAAUUUGUAUACGAGGUUGCACUGGAAUACUUGAGUUCCUUUUAGCCCAGCGAAGGGAGGGGACCCCACGAUGUGCCAGACCCCAAACUCUGGUGGAUGCUUCUCCCCUGUCCCACACUGGAAGGCAGUGACAAGUGUGGGGAGGAAAACUUCUCCUUCCUUCUCAGCAAGAGACUGAGGUUGCAGAGACCUCGCUGGAAGGAGGAGGCGAUGCCUGUGUGUGCUGCUGCCUGCUUUCUAUGGGAACAUCUACUGCUUCUUAAAUAACUUACUGUAAAAAUUAGCAACAUGGGAGACAGGCUGAAAGACUGGACUUUCUAAUCCCCUCUGACUUCUCUCCUCUUUUGGAUUGUGUUUUUGUUCUGCUUGCUGCAGAGUGGGGAAGGAAGGAAACCCUUAGGAAAUUCUCUUUUAAAUGUCUCCUUUUUAAUUUAUAAUUUUGUUCUCAAAUCCCAGCCUUUUAAUUUUUUAAUUUCAUGCAGCAGUCAUUUGGGAAAAAUGAGAUAGCCAUAGGGGAUACAUGAAAUGUUUCAUUACAAAUUGUCUACCUUAUCUGUUUCCUUUUAUUUGUUUUUCCUAAUGAAAAGGCCAACACACACACACACACACACACACAAAAAAAAAAAGACUAUGCUGGAAUUCUCUUCCCAAAUGUAGUCCCUUUAAGCAUGAAAAGAGAUGGUGGAGAUGAGAGGCUGUACAUGGAUCCACUGCCUCCACAGAAAUAUUUCCUCCCAGUUUCUGCUUGACAUCAGGGCUGUGCAUGACCCAGUUCCAUCCCUCUGGUCUGUGUCCUUUCACUGCUGGUGAAGCUGCUGAGGAGUUUCCCAGCCACUUGAACCUGAAGGUUAAAUAUUUCAAACCAAUGGCAUUCAUCUGGCAACGCUGGUGACUUGGUUACCACAUUUCCCAAGUAUUAGCUGGGGUGCAGUGUGUCUGACAAACAGGGUCUGAAGUAGGAAUUAUUGCUCAUAUACUAUGGAUGGCUAUUUUUUAUUUAUUAUUUGUAUUGCUGUAGAACUUAGGACCCCCAGUCAGGCCAGGACCCUGCUGAACCAGGCACUGUGCAGGCAGACAGCAGAGAAAGUUCCUGCUCAAGAGUUUAAAAGUCUGAAGGUUCUUAAAAUUGGGUUUGGGCAAGAUUUCCUCACUAUUUCCAGGCCCUACAAGCUUCAAAAUUGUAACCUAUUGGAGCUGUGGGAAAGGUGAUGUACAUACACAGAAACCUCUUCUGACACCUCCAAGGAGAAGGGUUAGCCCAGCACAGCAACUUCUCUUCUUAAGCAAAACAGCUUUUGUUUUAUUCUGCAAAAAUGCCCGAGCAAGUCUCCUGCUCUGAAACAAACACCAGAUGUGUUUUGCCAUGGUUGUGGACCUCAUUCUGACUUCUUAUCAGCUAAGAAAUUGCUUUUCUGAAAAAGUAGGUUUAAGUAGUUAAUCACUAAGGUCUGCAGGGUAAUCUUGGGGAAAAAAAAAUAAUUGAAUGAGCAAGGCUUUACAAUAAUUAGUAUUUCAAUUUAGCCAAUUAUUUAUCUUGAGGGUGAGGGAUAUGAGGUUGCUCUGUGUGUAAAAUGGAUUCUGGGGUGUAGGGUUCUUUAAAUUCAGACUUGCUAAAAGAUAGACUGAAGGUAAGAGUUGAAGGAACUCCAAUUUUCUUUUCACCCUGCAGUUUUCCACCCUCAGGUAAAUCCUCAGAGGCUGCUGGGAGCUCUGUCCUGCCCGUGCCCGGCACAGAGCAUGCCAGAAGUUCAAAAUGUUUUGCUAAUUCUGUCUGUGAAUUCAAAAGGCACCUCUGCUUCUUCAAUAGUCACACCCUCACCUUGACCAGGAGGGAUGGAAAUGAAAUCUGGCAAAAGCAGUUUCAACUCAGCCACACCAGUACCCAACCAAACCACUGCCAUCCACCAGGACCUGCACCAGCCUAGGGAGGGAUGCUCGGAGUUUCAUUAAUUUCCUUCUUGACAAGCAAAGGAUGCUGAACCACCUGGGGUUUCUCUAAGGAGCUUUGGAUUCUUGGCUUUAAUAUCAUGAAGAACUUAACUGAUCAUGAACCACCUUCUCACAGGAGCCUCUGUGCUGUUUAUGGUUGGUCCCUUCUGCUGCCUGCAAAAAAAUCAUGAAAUCAACUUGAGUUCCAGUUGGGGCUGUCAAGGGACUGGUCUGAAUUGUUGGUUUUUUUCUUUUAUUUAUGCAACAACACAAUUCAGCAGGAAAAAUAACUAGAAAGCAAAGUGAAACUCUUAGAUAAAAGUGAGAGGAAAAGAAAAAUAUUGGUGUAUUGAUCACAGGUGGCUGGAUGGAACAGUGUAGGUCAGGUGUUGGGAGAGAAGAAGGAAGAGGGAAUUCUAAUCCCUGGAUGGGAUUUUUCAACUACUAUGUAGGUAUGAAGAAAGUACAAGUCAGCAAAGUGUUUUUGACUCUGCUGACUCCAGAAAGCCAAAGGGAACCACUCCCUGUGGAUACUACAGAAAUAUUAAUUGGUAAUUAGCAUUUUGUUAAUUUUGCCUAGAAAGUAGCACAGUGACAGGUCUCCCUCGUGACUUGGGGGGUGAAGCCAGCCCCGAGAGGGACAGCUGGGAUAGGGAACAGGGAGGUAAAGAAAUGCCAGUGUCACUGAGGUGUGAAGUGUAGGAGGUAAUUUAGGCUUCACUUAAAAGAAAGUGGAUGGAAAUGCCAGAGUUGAGCCCACAGGAGGGGUGUGUGAGUGAGGGGAAGGAGGUGUGGGAUGAGCAGAGCAGCACUGGUGGGUCUGGAGGUGGGUUUGGAUGUGUUUGAUGGUAUGAGAAACACCACUAAAGGGUCAGGUACCCGUAUCAGCUGGCCCACAGCAACUCCUCGUGUGCUCAGCCCUCUGCAAAAGCCAAGUGAUGUUGGCACAAACUGCAGGGAAAGAUAUUUAAGCUAAAUUUUACAUUUUGUAGGAGCUCAAUGCAAAUGUUGGUUCCCACAGCCAACUGUUAGUCACAGCUUAUUAUGUGGCCACUCAACCAUGGGUCUGAACUUCCUAAUGUCCAGCCUAAAACCCAUAUGGAAAGAUACUCAGCAGACACUGCAGAUUGUGUUGCCAAAUUGUUCUAAAUUCCUGCAGUCACAGUGCUUUUGGGGGACUGACCCAGCUCCAGUCUGUGUUGGCUCAGGGAUCUUCCUGCUGUUCCUCCCUGCACAGUGCAUAUAUGCCAAGUGUGAAUUAAUGAUGAAGGGAAUUGUGUGGAAAAGCUCACUUUAAAUCACUUUAUUACCUAGAGGUUGUUUAAACCCUAGAGAACAGCCCAUAGUGAAGUAGGUAAUGUGUUUGAAGCAAGAUUAUGGGUGAUGGGUUUGUUUUCAUGGGGAAAGAAAGAAAUUAUGAGAUGAGAUAAAGGAGGUUUUCUCACUCCUGGAAGGAUUAAUAGUCAGUGUGAGCUUUUCAGCCUAAGCAUCCCCUGCUGUGGAUGAAAAGUGAUAAUGUGCAGUAAAAAAAGGGUGAAUUCCUCAGUGUCUGAAUUUUAGGCUGGAAAAAUAUCAUAUUGGCAAUAUUUGAAUGGACAUAAUGAAGAUGAAGUUAUUCCCAUGGAGACAUCCUUCAGAGGAGAGGGGGAACUGUUUGUGAUAGCACAGAGUUGGUGUAAAGUUUGGUCUGGAACACAAGGAAGUAGAAACGGGUGGUUUGGGGUCACUACCUCAUCUAGGGGGUAACCAGCAUCUUAAAUUAUUAUUGGUGUAACUGCAACAAUGAAUUCCACUGAUUAUUAGGAGUUUCUAGCCUUUUAUUCUGCAGCUGUAAACUCCCUGGGAAAAUUAAUCAAAAAACAAAAAGUCCAUUAGCCACAUGGACCCCGCAGUAGGAAAUUGAAGCCUGUGGGUGCUAGAGUGGCUUUUCUAUUUACUUUCCACAGGCCCUUUAGCAGCAUUUUGUGGGAUUUCCCUUGGGAAUCUCAAGCCAGGGAUUUCUGGCCACUGUUCUUGGGGUGCUGUAGAGUCAGAGGAAGGAGAGAGGCUCCUGCAGCAGGUGGUUCAGGAGGCAGUUAAACCAGUUUCCAUCUGGAAGAGAAGGAAAGGAGAAGAAAUCUCCUUUGGGAGAAAGCAAAUAUUGGAGGAGAAGGCAAAUGAAACGGAUCCUGGAACAGGUAGGAAAUUUGCACCUUGCUCUCUCUCUCUCAUUCUUGCACAGCUGCUCUCAUCUCUCUCUUCUGAGUUCCUGCCAAGAUCAUAAAAAGCACAUAAUGUCACAGUCCGGGCUGUGGAGAUGGAGCACUCGGAGUGUGACAGAGGGAAUAAAUCCUGAGGGACAAAGAUAAAAGAGGAUUUGCUCAAGAGAGGAAUCUUCAAAUAUGAGGUGCUUCUGUCUGUCACACUUGCAGAAUUUUUAGUAAAGUCACAGAGCAGGGCACAGUCCUGGCAUGGUCCUGGAUGGGCAAUGUGGUGGAAAAGUUUCCCCUUGGAAAAUUUCAUUGUCCUGUAAUAAAUGUGAACAAUCAACUCCAUGAUGUUGGCAGCACAGUUAAUUUUUGUGAUCACUCCAGCCAGUGAAAGGGGCAUCUCAAGACCUUGGUGUGAAACUGCUGCAUUUUCAUUUGAGAAUCUUUAAUUUGUCUUAAGUGUACAGAAGACAGUCAACCCCAUUUGUUUUUGUUUUUGUUUUUUUUUUAGGAAAAUAAAGGGGGCCAUGUGGCAAAA